Rhododendron vialii is the source of this 1618-nucleotide messenger RNA. RefSeq names its product vesicle-associated protein 1-2-like. Bases 243 to 1349 code for a protein of 368 amino acids. Gene Ontology annotation, biological process: endoplasmic reticulum membrane organization. The transcript has 9 exons. Lineage: Eukaryota; Viridiplantae; Streptophyta; Magnoliopsida; Ericales; Ericaceae. Gene Ontology annotation, cellular component: endoplasmic reticulum membrane; plasma membrane. The record is from RefSeq and is a predicted model, not a curated record.
AAACGGCAGAUUCACGCGAUUCAAAAUUCACUGCUCAAUCAUCUUCUGCUUUAAAUAUAUCAUCGCUCUCUGGUAUGCGCUGGACUUCUAUAUCUCACACCAUAGCCAGGCUUGCUCGUCAAUCGAGACUGAAUCAUUAUCGUUAUGUUAUGAAUUUGCAGGUUACGAGAUUUUGGUCUCACCAGAUAGUGUGUUAGUUUUGGAUGCCGGAAGGGUUCAUUUGUGAUCUGUGAACGACAAGGAUGAGUGCAGAGCUUUUGGAAAUUCAUCCUCGAGAACUCAAGUUCAUAUUCGAAUUGAAAAAGCAGUCUACUUGCUCUGUUCGACUAGUCAAUAAGUCCAACAGCCAUGUUGCUUUUAAGGUUAAGACUACAUCUCCCAAGAAGUAUUGCGUGCGACCAAACACAGGUGUUAUCGUGCCAAAAUCAAGUUGUGAUUUCACUGUUACGAUGCAAGCACAAAAGUCAGCUCCUCCUGACAUGGUAUGCAAAGACAAGUUUUUGGUUCAGAGCACAGUUGUUCCUGAAGGGACAACAGAUGAGGAUAUUAAUGCUAGCAUGUUCGCCAAAGAUGAUGGCGGGUACAUUGAAGAGGACAAGCUGACAGUGAUUCUAGUCAGUCCCCCCAGUUCUCCAGUACUAUCACCAAUCAAUGGAACAUUGAAACAGGUCUCAGCUUAUGAAGCUUCAACACUGAAAGAUCAAUUCCGGAGGAAAACCGUAAGCUUUACCCCACAUCACCCAGUUAAUGAUGAUGUGGAGUGGUCCAAUACAGAAAACAGAGAAGAGGUAAAGAGAGCUAAGGAUGGAGGGUAUAAUACGAUGAAGGUAGCGGAGGAGCCUGCAAGGGAUACAGGGUGCACAACAAUGAAGGAUGUGGAGGAGCGAAUGAAGUAUGUAGAGUGUAAGCCAACAAAGGAUUUGGAGUAUAUAACUGCGAAGGACAUGGAGGCGCCAACAAAGGAUGUGGAGUAUAUAACAACGAAGGGCGUGGAUGCGCCAACAAAGGAUGCAGGGUAUAUAAAAAUGAAGGACGUGGAGGAGCCAACAAAGGAUGCAGGGUAUGUAAAAAUGAAGGACGUGGAGGAGCUGAAGUUGGUUAAAGAUAUUGAGGACAUGAAAUCAAAAUUAAAUGAACUUGAUUCGAAGCUAAGCGAGGCUGAAGUUACCAUUUCAAAGCUAACAGAGGAGAGGAGAUGGACAGCUCAAGAGACGGAAGGUUUACGACAAGAACUGGCUUUGUUGAGAAGUAAGAAGGAUGCAAGGAAAGUUCAAGUGGGAUUUCCUUUCCUAUUUGUUUGUAUGGUGGCAGUCAUCAGUGUGUUGGUUGGAUACCUUCUAAACAGAUGAGAUGGAAUCAUCUGGAGUCCAAUUUGGUUUACUGUCGAUGAGUGAACACUACCCUCGCUUGAAUAAAAAUGUUUUCUGCAUUGUGAGGAUGAAUGCAGUAUGUUAGAUUCGUAUGCCUGCAAGCUAUAACUUUUUGGGACUUGCGAGUGUCCUCCCCAUGUACUGGCUAGCUAAGAAAUUAGAAGGGGAAACAUGAUAUAUAAGUGGCCAAGUCGCACAGGAAUUGCGGAUAUAGUUUGUGCAUGUCAAUAAAAAAAAAUGGUGUGUAA